Molecule: messenger RNA, 637 nt
Organism: Nilaparvata lugens (brown planthopper)
Lineage: Eukaryota; Metazoa; Arthropoda; Insecta; Hemiptera; Delphacidae
Gene: Atg12
Product: autophagy protein 12-like
Biological process (GO): C-terminal protein lipidation; autophagosome assembly; autophagy of mitochondrion
Cellular component (GO): phagophore assembly site membrane; Atg12-Atg5-Atg16 complex; cytoplasm
Source: RefSeq, a predicted model, not a curated record
AGCCUGAUGGGGGACGAACAGCCAUCCAUUCAAAAACAGGAUUCACAGGAAAUAUCAAAAGAGAUUGGUGAACACGAAUUAACGUCUGAGAAUUCAGUAGAUGGCUCUACAGCAAAAACAGCUGAUAAUUCAGUGGAUGGUACUGGAAUUCAAAAAACCAAGAUUGAUGUAUUGUUGAAAGCGACCGGAAAUGCUCCAAUUAUGAAACAGAAAAAGUGGACUAUUGAUCCUGAUAAGAAGAUUGCGUGGAUAAUAGAAUUUGUGAAGAAAUAUCUAAAGUUUGAUCCUCAAGAAUCGUUGUUUUUAUAUGUGAACCAAGCGUUUGCACCAGCUCCUGACCAGACAGUAAGGAACCUUUACAACUGUUAUGGAACUGAUGGCAAACUCAUUCUCCAUUACUGCAAGAGUCAAGCAUGGGGCUAGUCGCUAGUGUGUGCUGUGCUUGUAUUAUCAGACCAUGCUGUAAAAAGACUGAUGUGUUUGUGGAUAUCAUUGUUUUGAUAACUGUAAAUAGGUGGCCUGCAUUCUGUAAGUAUUUUGUUGCAACUAUGUUAUAAGUUCAUUUGUAUUUUUAUGUAUCAUUCAUUGUAAUAUACCUGUUUUUAUCACUUUGAAAAUGAAAUUAUUUUGAAUCAAA